AUGAUCAAGACAGCGUAUACUAUCGACCUGCGCCCUCAGCUUCCAUUCUAUACGACAGGGAAUCGUUACCAAACAGACCCGCCUCGGAACGUAGGAUACACAUUGAUCCUAUUGCACGCUACCGGGCUGCACAAGGAAACCUGGGAGCCUGUUAUUCAGUUGCUUUUCGGUCUGUCGUCGAAGCACAGCGCACCUCAAGGGACCAUUCGAGAGGCAUGGGCGAUUGAGUGCCCAAAUCACGGCCAGAGCGCCGUGCUCAAUGAGAAAGAGCUCGAGCAUACCUGCACUGAGGAGUGGGACGGAUGGAUCUAUCCACGCGCGGUACACGCGUUCCUGGCGUCUUCCCCAAGCGGGCUGAACCUCUCAGAGCACAAGUUCAUCGUCGCUGGGCACUCGAUGGGCGGAAAUGCAGCAGUCCUGCUUACAGCCUUGACGCCACAACUCCAUAUCGAGUCCGUCGUCCUCUUGGACGGAACCAUAGCCUCGAAAAGCCCAGAGCGGGACCACAUGGACAUAAUCCUCGCGCAGCUUGUCUGGCCAAAGCCGGACGUGUGGCGCAGUCGGAAAGACGCUCUGAGAUGGCAUUCUUCUGCACCAGGAUUCAAGAGCUGGGAUAAAGCGGCCCUUGAGCUCUUCGUCGAAUACGGCCUGAAAGCGCAUCCCGCCUCCAAGUACCCACCACCAUUUACGUUCAAGGGCGUCACUCUUGCGUGCAACAAGAGUUACGAGGCGGCCUGCUACCGCGCGAAAACGCAUCAGGAAGAAGCCUGGGAACAGCUCCAGCACCUCCAUGCAUAUGGUCCACCUGUGCACGUCAUCUUGAGCGAAAAGGAUGAGUUCAGCGGCGCAAAGUUAAAGCAAGCAUUGCUGAAAGGAAAAUACCGCGGCGGUGCUGCAAGCGUCCAAUACGUUGAAAAUACCAGCCAUAUGUUUCCUCAACAACGCCCGGAGGCUACGGCGCGUGCCCUGUGGAAGGCUAUCCAGGCGUCUUCAGAAAGGACUCCUGCUGCCAAGCUCUGAAACCUUCUGUCACCGUACUUGUAGCCUGACAAGACAGCUACACGUCAAAUUUGCCAUUAGCAUAAGACGACGUGUCCCAGGAAUAAUUAUUUAAGCUUACGUGAG
Molecule: messenger RNA, 1125 nt
Organism: Phanerochaete carnosa HHB-10118-sp
Lineage: Eukaryota; Fungi; Basidiomycota; Agaricomycetes; Polyporales; Phanerochaetaceae
Exons: 8
Coding region: 1-1020 (339 amino acids)
Source: RefSeq, a predicted model, not a curated record